Molecule: messenger RNA, 6318 nt
Organism: Seriola aureovittata
Lineage: Eukaryota; Metazoa; Chordata; Actinopteri; Carangiformes; Carangidae
Gene: mindy2
Product: MINDY lysine 48 deubiquitinase 2
Exons: 9
Coding region: 77-2062 (661 amino acids)
Biological process (GO): protein K48-linked deubiquitination
Cellular component (GO): cell periphery; cytosol
Molecular function (GO): K48-linked deubiquitinase activity; cysteine-type deubiquitinase activity; cysteine-type carboxypeptidase activity
Source: RefSeq, a predicted model, not a curated record
UUGUCAUGGCGUCUUUGGGACCGAAGCUGCUGCUGCUGCAAUUUAGCUAAAAUCUGUCGACAGUCUGUAAAUCGAAAUGGAGAAAAAUGCAAACCUGCAUCGAGACACUGACGGAAGCUCAUUGUGUGCCACGAUUGCGGCAGAGAUGGGCGAUGUUGCGAUUGUCGGCGGAGUGAAAGGAACAGCCGAGAAAUGCAAGAAUAGUGAGGCACCUCUCAGUACUUUGGUUAACGUUAGUUGUAAUGACAGCACCACAAAUGUUGGUGCUCCCAGUGCCGUUAAUGACAAGUCCAGUGCUGGGAAGUCCGACGUGCCAGAAGCGGUCGAAGUCCUUUCCGCACAGGAGGGUAAGAAGAAGGACACCGAGGCGAUCGGAUCGUGGUCGGGGUCCGGGGAUCAGAUCAGUAACGGGAUGGGGCAUGAGUCGGUGCUGGCUGCAGAAGAUAGAGAGGGUGGUGCCUCAAAGUUAGUAAACAACAAAACCGAUGGCCCGUCCUCACCUCCCGCUAAGGAGAGCACAGAUGUGGGGGGUGAGGUUUUGGCAUGUGGAAAUAGUGAACCGACAAAACUUGCCAAGCCGACUCAUCUGUGUCCGGACAAUGCAAUCACAACAGACGUCAAACUGGGGCUGUCCGGUGAUCGCAGCUUAUCGGAGGGAUUGCCGAGUGGGAGUGACCCCGAUCCCAGUCUCGGUGGUGAGUCCCGAAGCAUAGAUUCACUUGAGUCCUUCUCCAACCUCAAUUCCUGCCCUAGCUCCGACCUCAACAGUGAGGGACUGGAGGAGAGAGGGCUGGCCCUGGCCCUGCAGAGCGAGUAUGGGGCUGAUGGGACAAAGACUUCGUGCACUAAGGACCGGGCCGCUGGCCAGUCCAUAUACCACAUCAAGUGGAUCAAAUGGAGGGAGGAGAAUACGCCGAUCAUCACCCAGAAUGAGAACGGCCCCUGUCCAUUACUGGCAAUUAUGAAUGUCCUUCUGCUUGCAUGGAAGGUUAAGAUGCCACCCAUGAUGGAAAUUAUAACUGCUGAGCAACUCAUGGAGUAUCUUGGAGACUACAUUCUGGAAACGAAGCCUAAAGAGAUAUCAGAGGCUCAGCGGCUAAACUAUGAGCAGAACAUGAGUGAUGCCAUGGCCGUGUUGCAUAAGCUGCAGACGGGUCUGGAUGUGAAUGUUAAGUUCACCGGGGUGCGAGUCUUUGAGUACACCCCAGAAUGCAUUGUGUUUGAUCUGCUGGACAUCCCCCUUUACCACGGCUGGCUGGUUGACCCCCAGAUGCAUGACAUUGUCAAGGCAGUGGGAAACUGCAGCUACAACCAGCUGGUGGAGAAGAUAAUAUCCUGCAAACAGUCAGACAACAGCGAACUGGCAGGUGAAGGCAUUGUAGCAGAGCAGUUUCUGAGCAGCACAGCCACUCAGCUGACGUACCAUGGCUUAUGUGAGCUCACAUCCACUGUACAGGAGGGAGAGCUCUGUGUCUUUUUCAGGAAUAACCACUUCAGCACUAUGAUCAAAUUCAAGGGCCAGCUGUACCUCCUGGUUACAGACCAAGGUUUCCUGACGGAGGAGAAGGUCGUCUGGGAGAGUCUGCACAACGUUGACGGGGAUGGCAACUUCUGUGAUUCAGAGUUCCGGUUGCGGCCUCCCUCUGAUCCAGAGACUGUGUACCGCGGCCAACAGGAUCAGAUAGACCAGGACUAUCUGAUGGCGCUGUCGCUGCAGCAGGAGCAGCAAAGCCAGGACCUGCAGUGGGAGCAACUCCCCGAGGGCAUCAGUGACCUAGAGCUGGCAAAAAAGCUUCAGGAGGAGGAGGACCGACGAGCCUCCCAGUACUACCAGGAGCAAGAGCAGGAGCAGGCGGCAGCAGCACAGGCACAGCAGGGCCAGCAGGAACCUGCCGAGGGAGAUGAGGCAGAAAGAGGAGGUGCAGGAGCAGGUGGAGCAGCAGCCGGCACUGGGACGGUGGCAGCAGCUGGAGCCACACCCAGCCCGGGAAAACAGUCCUCUAGUGGGGAGCGCAAAGCCAAGAAAGAAUCAAAGGAUAAAGACAAAUGUGUUAUUUUGUAACAUACAGUGUGUCUGUGUGAGUGUGCGUGUGAGUGUUUUGUGCAUUUGCUUAUCUGUGAGCACGGGGACAGCAUUUGUUUCUCCAUGGACUGGACACACAACGCUGAGCCCCCACUUGAUGACAAACAAGGGAAGGAGACGAUUGAGGGGAGACGCAACAAGACUAACAGUGGAUCUGCUGUUCCCAAACCACUGGUGCCUGCUAACCUCUAAACCUAGACAUCAGAGGAAGGGACACUACAACAACAACUACCCCUUAUCUUUCAUAGAGUCAGCCAAACUUUGUUACAAGUUGCACAGUGCACUAUAUUUGUGAUGUGGGGUCAAGUUUAUCUGGGGUGUUAUAUUUUAUAGCAAAAGACAUAAUCUGAAGAAACAAAAUGUCACACUUUCACCGUGUUCUUUUCCAAAAGCAUCAUUCAUUUCACUAAUUUUUCAUUUUUGCAGCUUAUAAGCUUUUUUGUACUCAUCAAUAUUGACGAAGCAUAUUAGACAAACUCACUUUUUUGAUUUUAGUUGAGUUUUUUUAAGUUAGCUGUCAAUGCCAAGAUUCACAUUUUAUUUAUAUAUCUGUGUAACAGGUAGCUUUUGGGAGCAGUUUUAUGGGUUUUUUUGUGUAAGAUGAAAGGGAUUCUCUCAUAAUAUUGCCUGUUGGAAUUCAGUGUAACAUUAUUUGUGUCCCCUCUGAAUCACUAUGUACCUAAGGGUUACUUCAUGCCAGAUAGCUGCCAGAUACUGUAGCUUCGUAACAAUACUCAUCACAGCUUGCCCUGUUCAGAUUUGCCUUAAGAAUGGCAGUGUUGUAUUCUGCUCUGUUUGAAUGUGAAUGUGUGUUUGUCUUCAUGUGUAUGUUAUGUACAGUACACGUGUGCUAUGUGGUAUAAUGGCGUGCGGUAUAUGUGUUACAUGUCUCAUUUACUGAGCAUCACUGAUGUAACAAGUUUCAAAUUGGAAAUAGCCAAAUCUUUGACGCUGUAUUAGUUAAGCUACACAUUUAUGAGAUUUCUUUUAUGUUGUGAUUCUAUUUCACAAAAAAACAUGUUUGGGACAGUGAGACUUAGGAAAGCAUUGCAGAUUUUAAUUGACAAGUCUUUUUCUGAAUCUGAUGUUGUUUCUGUGUGAGACACAACUAGCUUUUGGCAGAUUAGAUUUGUAUUAGAUCGCACCCAAUUUAGAGUGCAUGGUAGUUCUGAAAGGCCCCUUUCUUUCUCACAGUCUCUUCUGGCAGCUUCCUGGAGAGAUGCUGUGUGUGUGCGUUUGUGCGUGCGUACGUGCGUGUGUGUGCGCGCACGCGUGUGUGUGUGUGUGUGUGCAGGCACUAUCUUGAUCUCCUCUGUUAGGUUUUGGAUGUAAAAGUUCCACUGCAGGCAGGUUUUGAAGAGAAAUACCACAGAAUUUAGUGAUUUGUAUGUAAUAUUCCUCUAAACCAGGAAAGUUCAGUUCAUAUUUGUGAACAUGUACUACUCUUUUCCACAAACCGGAACCCAAACUCCAAAUCAGUGACAUCAAGACUUGCAACUCACAAUGUUGGGCUCCGUUAGCUGGAUAUUUUCCUCCUCGUUCUGCGCAGUUCUCCCCGGGUUAAUCUCAAUCACCUUUUCUUACCCGUUCUUAGAGAUUUACAUUAGCCCCUGUGUCAAAUUCAGAGAGGGUUAAAUUCAUCUGUCAUUUGUGGAAAAGAAGGCCUAAUAGUGAAUGUUUACAAACUGAGCAGCCCUGGAGGUCUUGGAUAUACACCGAAUACUGAAAUUCUGUGGUAUGACCUUUUAACUUGUGUGCAUUUCACUACAGCGUUGAGUGUGCAAACACAUGAUGUACAUAUUUACCUAAUGCAUUCUUAUGAUGGAUUUGGCUAGUGGUUUGUGCCAUUAUUGUACUAUGGGACUGCCUCCUGAGAAACUUUUCUAUCUAUACAUUCCAAUUGGAUGCCUUGACUCAAGCCUUCUAUUACAGACUGAGGGAGACAGUUGUUACAGGAGGUCUUUGCAGUGCUUGUAAAACCUCCAUCAUUAUUUUGUUCAGUGAGAACAAAUUCAAUGUGAGGACAGGACGAUUACAUGGAGGCAGCAGGCUACCUACUGUGUGGGAACCCUUUCUUAUGGGCUUUGUGUGUUCGCUGGAGUUACAGUUUAUUUGGCCCAGACGAGGCUAUGUUUUGUGUGUAUAUAUAUAUAUAUAUAUAUAUAUAUAUGACGCCUUACAACAUUUCAGCAUAUUUUAUAGGACAACUGGAAACGGGCGUAUUACCAGAAUGAGACAAUCCAUGCAUUUUUCACACGAACAUCAAAAAUACUCUCAGGCCUUUUAUUCAAGGGACAUAUCCUCGAGUGUCUUUUUCAAAUGGUAUGCUUUGUAAUGGCACAGUUCCUUGGCCUGUAGUCACUUUCUCCAUCACACCUUUAAGUAUCUAUUUAUGUAUACUCUCAACUAUUUUGACACUUUGGAGGACUUAACACUAUAUUAUUUAAGACCCUCAUUGUUGAACUUCACACUAGAAAACAAUGACUUAAGAUGCUCCUCUUGUGUUAACUUGGAUUAUAUGAUUAAAAAAAAUAAAAGCCCCUGAGACAGGGUUAAGGAACAUUGUUAACUAUCUACACUUCUCAUUGAGUCCUUAGCAGAUUUUUUUCCAUGCAGCUUAAAUGAGUAACAUAUAAUCAUAAGGUGAAAGGCAGAGCAGAGGCUUUGUGGCAAUAUUGUGUUGGGUUUUUCUAGGGGUUUUUUGUUUUUUUGUCUGUCUUUACCAAGUUUCACCUCAUGUAUGUCUAGGCCCAUCAAGUGAACAUGCUGAUUACACAUUCCAGUGGAAGCUUAAAAAAUGAAACUUCACUUAGGGCUGUUUGAAUUGACUUGGAAGAUUUUAUGUUGGUUGGUGUUUGUCAGAGUGAAAAGAGCGCAGAGCGACACAUGCCACAUGUUUUUAUUUUUAUUAUUAUUAUUAUUAUUAUUAUUAUUAUUUCAGAUUUACUACUGUGCAUUAGCUUGCUAUCCCCUAGUCAUCAAUACCAGAAUUUGAUAUAUUUUGUUGUAAUGUGUUUGUUUCACCCUAGUUCCUAUGAUGAAUUGAUCAGAAGGAUAUUGUGUGUUUAAUGUCUCAAAGUGGUUUCUUGUAUGCCUUGUAAAAGUGAUGGUGGGGUAAAUGCUGUAAAAUGAGUAUUUUGACAAGGUGGUUGUUGAACAUAUAAUCGUUGUAAUUGGUUUUGCACUGUUACAUUGAUAUGCACUAACAGAAGAGAAACAUACCUCAUUUUAUACAGAACAUAAAUUGUGAAAGAGUGCUAUUGUUCUUUGGGUACCUUUUAAAAACUGAAUAAUGGCCAAAAGAAUUCUCUCAAGCGGUUGCUCUUAAGCCAGGCGAAUAAUAUAAAUUUGUAAAAGUAUGAAAGGGCUGUUUAAAUGUUUGGGCUUAAAAGGAUAAAAGAUAGUGCCACUUCAAUAGAACUUGCUGCAAUUUGAUAUAUUCAGGUUAGUGGUACACCUAUACCAGGCAAAAGGCUACCAGUACAAAGGCCAGCACACAGCUCAUAGAUGAUGAGGACGUUAUGAAUUACAACAAGAGAUAGAUGGAUUUCAUUUGAAUUACUUAACAGAAGCAGGUUUUCUACAAAGCACGGAAGAAAAUAUGUAGACAAGGCAACACUGGUAUCUAUUCAAUCAGCAAAAAAAAUGGUGUAGGUGCACCCCUAAUUCAGGUAAUUAUUUUUCCAUCAUUUAACCACACAAUGUUCACAAACAAGGGCGAUAUGCCCAAACUUUAACAUACAGAGAAAGGGGAAAAGGCUGCUUUAUAAGGCUUGAGUGUUGUCAUCUAUGUAGCAGAGGGAAAUGUUCAUUCUUGUUGUAUGAGAUACACAUCCAGAGUGCUGAACAAUCUCAAGGGAGACAUUUUCUUUAACGCAAUAUCAGACUCCCAGAUUUUACUUUGUGGCGCAUGUAUAGUGUGGACUGAAAAGUUAGGCAGAGUUCAGUUUUAUUAUUAACUACCCCAAGAACAUCAUUUCCACUGUGCGGCUCAUUAUGUUUAUAUUUCACAUAAAACAUACAAGCAAAAGGAACGUGUUUGUGAAUAUGGAAGGAUACUCAUUUGUGUUGAUUUCAAUGUUCAUCUAUUUACAUAAAUGACCAAAUAAUGUAUGUAGCCUUUCACAUUACAGUCACAUAUUGUAUAUGGUGAUAUAUAUAUAACAAAAUGCCUUAUAGACGAGGGACAUUCAACCUGAUUAGAAGUUACCAGGAUAAUAAAAGACUAAGAUCAA